This is a messenger RNA of [Torrubiella] hemipterigena, 4225 nucleotides long. NCBI's taxonomy places the organism in Eukaryota, Fungi, Ascomycota, Sordariomycetes, Hypocreales, Clavicipitaceae. The record is from the annotation of a GenBank genome assembly.
GCGUCGCCCCCCCACAGAGGCGGCAGUGGUCGCUGGAACAGUCGCUGGAACAAUCACUCGGCGCCCGCCAAAAUCGGGGGAUUACCAAAGUGUGUCCUCGCCAGCCCAGCCCCGAGACUCCCGCCAAACGCUCUCACCUUUUCUCUCCGACAUUAUUAAACAUCGCGCCAUCCCCCUCACCUCGUUCCGCCGAAGCCGUGCUUUGCGUCUUGUUUGGGCGUAUCUUAUUAUCCUUGUUCCCCAUACUUGCUUUUUGUCUUGUCAGAAGCCGGUCUUCUGCCGUUGUGCUUGCCCGGGUCGAAAAAGAAAUUGCCCUCGUCACGACAUGUACAGAUUGCGCCAUUGAGACAACCAACAUCCUCCGAUUAGCUCUGCCGCGACCGUAUAUCGAUCUGCCUCCCGUCGACGGCACUGCGACUGGCCCCUAUAAAAAACAUCACCGUCAUUGUCGCGACAAGCUGAGAUGGCUCCCUCGCACAUUGAGAUCCCGAAGCGGGAUAGCCAGUCGUUGUCGCACCUCUCUGCCCCAACUGGUGGUGCACACAUGGCAACUACAACACUCCGAGUGAGCGGCAUGACCUGUGGCGCUUGCACCUCCGCCGUUGAGGCUGGGUUUAAGGACGUUGACGGCGUUGGCAACGUCUCCGUCAGCCUUGUCAUGGAACGAGCCGUUGUGAUGCACAACCCGAAAUUAAUCACUGCCGAACAAAUACAAGAAAUUAUCGAAGACCGAGGUUUCGACGCCGAGGUGCUCGCUACGGACCUUCCAAGUCCGAGCGUCACCCGGUUCUCUAACACAUUUGCCGACAAUGGUAUCUUGACCACCACAAUCGCCAUCGAGGGCAUGACCUGCGGGGCAUGCACUUCUGCGGUUGAGGGUGGAUUCAAGGGUAUUCCUGGCAUGAAGCACUUUAGUAUUUCUCUACUUUCCGAACGAGCCGUCAUCGACCACGACCCAACCGUCCUUACCGCCGAGCAAAUCGCCGAGAUCAUCGAAGACCGAGGUUUCGGAGCUGAAAUCGUCGAUAGCGUCAAGGCGCGAAGCAAAGCUCACGACGAGGAAGAUUCGAAUAGCACUAUCGCAACCACAACGGUUUCUAUUGGUGGCAUGACGUGCGGAGCCUGCACAUCCGCCGUUGAAGGUGGAUUCAAAGGAGUCGACGGUAUCCUUCGAUUCAACAUUAGUCUGCUGGCUGAGAGGGCACUAAUUACACAUGACGUGACCAAGAUUACUUCCGCCCAGAUUGCUGAGACGAUUGAAGAUCGUGGCUUCGACGCUGAGAUUUUGUCAACCGUUUUCGACAGCGUUGACCUAGGGCCUCAGUCGUCUGUGGCGCAGUUCAAGAUAUAUGGCGAGACAAGCUCUGUUAUUGCCCAAGCGCUAGAGGAGAAGCUUCGCCAGCUGCCUGGCGUGACCGCUGCAUCCCUCAGUUUGGCUACUGAUAGACUCUCUGUUACUCACCGUCCCAACAUCAUCGGCCUCCGUGCGAUUGUUGAGGCUGUUGAGCAGGAAGGACUCAACGCCUUGGUUGCUGAUACUCAGGACAACAAUGCUCAAUUAGAAUCUCUUGCUAAGACGCGCGAAAUCAACGAAUGGCGCCUCAUGUUCAGAACAUGUCUUGUCUUUGCCAUCCCUGUUUUCAUCAUCGGCAUGGUUUUGCCCAUGGGCUUGAAGAGCUUGGAUUUUGGUGCCUUUGAAAUCAUCCCCGGUCUGUUUUUGGGUGAUUUACUUUGUAUGGCUCUAACCAUCCCGGUCCAAUUCGGUGUUGGUCGACGAUUCUAUAUUUCUGCGUGGAAAUCUAUUAAGCACGGGUCGCCAACGAUGGACGUUCUCGUUAUUCUUGGAACUACAUCGGCCUUUUGCUUCAGUACCUUGACCAUGCUGGUAUCGAUUCUCUUACCUCCCCACUCGCGACCCGGUACUAUCUUCGACACCAGCACCAUGUUGCUCGCCUUUAUUACAUUUGGUCGCUACCUCGAAAACUCGGCCAAGGGCCAAACAUCCAAAGCGCUUUCCCGACUAAUGUCACUAGCACCAUCCAUGGCGACCAUUUACCUCGAUCCUAUUGCUGUUGAGAAGGCGACUGAGGCUAUGGGUAAAGCAGCAGAAGUAGAUGCUAACCAGAAGGAUGCCGGCGCAACCUGGGAGGAGAAGACUGUACCUACAGAGCUUCUUCAAGUUGGUGACAUUGUGAUUAUCCGCCCUGGUGACAAGAUCCCAGCCGACGGUACAUUGGUUCGUGGAGAGACAUAUGUGGAUGAAAGCAUGGUUACUGGAGAGGCGAUGCCUGUCCAAAAGGUUGUUGGUAACAACGUCAUUGGCGGAACUGUCAACGGAAAUGGACGCUUCGACUUCCGCGUUACUCGCGCCGGAAGAGAUACUCAGCUCAGCCAGAUUGUGAAGCUUGUUCAAGAGGCCCAGACGACUCGUGCACCAAUCCAGGAGGUUGCUGAUACGCUAGCUGGUUAUUUCGUCCCGACUAUUAUCACACUUGGGCUCCUUACAUUUACAACUUGGAUGGUUCUGAGCCACGUGCUCCCUGAGCCGCCUGCGAUUUUCUCACAACCCGCCAGUGGCGGUAAGAUUAUGGUUUGCGUGAAGCUUUGCAUUUCGGUUAUUGUUUUUGCAUGCCCCUGUGCUCUGGGUCUGGCGACACCAACCGCCGUCAUGGUUGGUACUGGCAUCGGCGCAGAACAUGGUAUCCUCAUCAAAGGUGGUGCUGCACUUGAACGAACUACAAAGGUUACCCAGGUUGUUCUCGACAAGACUGGUACUAUCACCAAUGGCAAGAUGAGCGUGUCCAACAUGAAAAUUAUUCCUGAGUGGAACUCUGCAAACGAAGCCAGACUCAUGUGGUGGUCCAUUCUUGGUCUCUCUGAGAUGGGCAGUGAGCACCCCAUUGGCAAGGCUAUCCUGAACGCUGCCAGAGAUGAGCUGAACCUCGGUCCUGAUGCUUCUAUUCCCGGAAGUGCUCCAGAGUUCCAGGUCGCGGUUGGAAAGGGUGUCAUUGCACUUGUAGAGCCCGACUCGACAACCAAGCGCGUGCAGUACAAUGUCAUUGCAGGAAACUCCAAGCAUCUCGAGGAUAACAGCAUUGAAAUUCCAGCAGAUGCUCUGGAACAGUCUGAGGAGCCCAAGCUUGGCACUAAGGGCAAGGGAAAAUCCGGAUCCAAGGCUGCCAGUGCGGCUACAACAACCAUCUUUGUGGCUAUCAACGGCAAAUAUACUGGUUUUGUAAGCUUGUCUGAUACCAUCAAGGAAGGCGCCGCUGCAACAAUCUCGGUGUUGCAUCGCAUGAAGAUCAAGACUGCCAUUGUCACUGGUGACCAGAGAUCAACAGCUCUGGCGGUUGCCGCUGCAAUUGGCAUUGCUCCCGAAGACGUCUUUGCCGGAGUCAGCCCCGACCAAAAACAGCAGAUUAUUCAGCAGAUUCAAGCGCGCGGUGAAGUCGUCGCCAUGGUUGGCGAUGGUAUCAACGACUCACCUGCUCUUGCGACGGCUGAUGUCGGCAUCGCCAUGGCCAGCGGUACGGACGUUGCCAUGGAGGCUGCCGAUGUCGUUCUUAUGCGACCGACGGACCUCAUGUCCAUCCCUGCUGCGCUCAACCUGACCCGCUGCAUCUUCCGCCGCAUCAAGCUGAACUUGGCGUGGGCCUGUGUGUACAACUUGGUUGGUCUUCCCAUCGCUAUGGGCUUCUUCCUACCUGUCGGCUUGCACAUGCACCCCAUGAUGGCCGGUCUAGCCAUGGCAUGCAGCAGUGUCAGUGUCGUGGUUAGCAGUCUGCUGCUCAAGCUGUGGAAGCGCCCACGAUGGAUGGACGAAGCCGAGGCCGAGCGGUCCGGAGGUCUCCGCUGGAUCCAGGGAUCCGGCAUCGUCGGAUGGGUUACAGAAAUGUUCACCAGCAGAAAGGGCAAAGGAGAAGAAGGCUAUGUGCCACUCCAAAACAUGGAUGCGUAGAAGACGUAUCUGUAUCAUAUACUAGAGAGGAUGUAUAGGGGUGGAUGAUUUUGAUUGCCUUUGAUAAGCAUAGCGUGCCGCUUUUUGUGUUUUUUGAGCUCUCUGCUUGACGGAUGAGCCGCAUACCAUUUUUGUUUUUAUGACUUGCUGUUUUCCUUCUAUUUCACGCUGCUCCCAGAGAUCACAAGAUACAUACGUAUAGUUUGGAACAUAAUGAAGAAAUACCCAUUUCACCUCAAAGAUACACAAGGGCGAUAGUGAACAAUA